AUGUGAUAUGGAUGGACUACGUUCUAGCUAUUCAGGGCCUAGCUGUCGUAAUAAUGAUGGGUUUUGUCAGGGAGGAAUAUCGCCGUACCUCACUUGAUAAAGCUAAUGAGAACUCAGUCACCCAAAAUGAAGAGGAUGAAUAAAUGCAUUAUAUGUUCAUAUUUUAAACCAAAGAAAUGCUGUCAUAGUGAAGCAUUGUAAAUUAUUUCAGUGUGAAUAUUUAGACAAAUCUUUAAAGACUAAAAAUGACACAUACAAUCAAUGAGAAUAAUCCUGAUUGUAUUACUGUUUUAUAUUAUGUAUAACUUUUGUGGAAUACAUAGAGUGUAGAUUAUUGUAUUUAGAUGAUAUUAUUUUUUUAGAUGAUAUUAUUUGUAAAUACAUGAAUAUUUAUAGCAAAUAUUUUAAAUUUGGGGGUCAAACAACAACUUUUAAACUAAAUAUUAAUUAUUUUCCCUGUUGUUUAUACAUACAAGUAAAUGUAGUAAAUCAUGAGAGAGGUAAAUCAUCAGGGGUGUUGAUAUUGAUUUUAUUUUCAGCAUAUUUGAAAUUGAACAUGGAACUGCUAUAGAGGGUAUAUAAUUUCCUCUUAAAUUUCAUCAUUAUAUCCUUCUAUGUCAUACUUUAAAAAAUUACUUUUUGUUAUUUGGUUUAUAUUUUUUGUCACGUCCUGUUAUGAGAUUUUCUUUCUUUUCUGUUGUGAUUUGUACCUUCUAUUUUGAUUUGUACUCAGCUUCCAAAUAUAAGUCAGCUUUGAGAGCUGAAUACUUAGUGAUUCAUAAUCUCAAAACUACAGUAGUUUUUUAUCACCAAAUUUAUUCUAUGCUUGUAGAAUGCAAGUGUCUUGGCUCCGAAAGGAGAACUGUAAUCCUUUGUGACAUUUUGCUGCAUUUAUGCAGAUGGUUUGGAUAUUUAUUUUGAAUCUCUGUAGCAUUUCAUGUCAAAUUCAGACAUUCUGUAGUUUUAGGUAUACAGUACAUACUGAUCCAGACAGUUUCAGUGAGUAUUUAAUAUUUUUACUUAAAUAUUCUGAAUAAAUAUGAAUCUUUAUAUGAAUGACUUGCAUUUCAAGUAGUUUUGUGUAAUUACAAAAGUUAAAGUAAUCUUCAGAAUUUUUAUUUAUGUAACAACCAGAGAAUAUUCUAAUGUGAAUAAUAAUAUAUUUUCAGUUUAAGUCAGUUAUGAGUAUGAGUAGAUUUCUUCAUCAAAACUUUUAUGAUAGGGAAUAAAUACCCUUAGUGAGUGCCUUUAAAAGUAAUGGUAUUGAGCAUAAACAAAGAAGAUUUGUAAUUGUUUUUGUGUAUCUUUUGCUGCUCUGAUAUUUUGUUUAACGAUCCAACAUCAUGGUAAAAAAGUGCCUGUCCUUGGAACCCAUGAAUCAUAUAUGUAGUGAAAAGAUCAAAUAUUUUCUCUAGUGUCUAGAUGAUUAUACCAAGUUCAUAAACUUGUGUUCACAGGAAAUAAGUUUGCGUUAUUAUCAGUUCAGGUAUAAAGAAAAUCUCACAUCCAUAACUGAGAUCAGUAACUUCAUUUGUUUAUAUUACAUACCGAUUUUUUUCUGAUGUAUAACCUUUUUCCCAUGUAUUCAGUAGCCUUUUAGAAUCCUGAAAGUCUACCCAGUUUUAUUAUGCAGACUUUAUUUUAUUAUUUUAUUAUGAAACACCUGUUUCAUCUUAUGAUUUAUGUUUUCCUGAGGUAAUUAGCCCUUGGAAGGUUUAGAGUUGAGAAGCUUUUACUUAGCUGAUAGCACCAGUACUUUUCAAUUUAAUUAAACAUAACAUACCUCAA
Penaeus vannamei (Pacific white shrimp) is the source of this 1788-nucleotide messenger RNA. The record is from RefSeq and is a predicted model, not a curated record. NCBI's taxonomy places the organism in Eukaryota, Metazoa, Arthropoda, Malacostraca, Decapoda, Penaeidae.